ACAGACUCGCAUGGUUUUGAACGCCCAGCUUCUAAUUUGUCCACCAUCGCCAGUCAAGAGAUGUUGCAGGCUUUUGCUUCUAUCUCCCCCCUCCACGUGGCACUCCCUGCCGCCGCACGUGUCAAGUCUCCACCACUUGCUUUCCCAAUGAGCCAACCGCCUCCUCGCCAUUUCCGAUCACUCGCCACUGUGACCGCCGCCAAGUCCACUCCCUCUGCAUUUGUUGACCUCAAAGCUGGCAAAGGAAUGAGUGAGUUUCAUGAUAUUGAGCUCAAAGUCCGGGAUUAUGAAUUGGAUCAAUAUGGAGUUGUGAAUAAUGCUGUCUAUGCAAGUUAUUGUCAACAUGGUCGUCAUGAGCUUUUGGAAAGGAUUGGUAUCGAUUGUGAUGCAGUUGCCCGCACUGGUGAUGCAUUGGCCCUAUCAGAGUUGUCACUCAAAUUCCUUUCACCUCUAAGAAGUGGAGAUAAGUUUGUUGUGAAGGUGAGGAUCUCUGGCUCAUCGGCUGCUCGCUUAUACUUUGAGCACUUCAUUUUUAAGCUGCCAAAUGAAGAGCCUAUUUUGGAGGCAAAGGCCACAGCAGUUUGGCUUGACAAACAUUAUCGCCCUGUCCGUAUUCCACCUGAGAUGAGAUCUAAAUUUGUUCAGUUUCUUCGCCAUGAAGAUUCUAAUUGAUUUAAUUGCAAAAAGAACUUUUUCAACAAAAUUCUUGCCUAUAUACCCGCUGGAACCGAUAGUACAUUUCCCUCACAAUAUACCUUUUUCAGCUUCUUAUAAAAACCUGGACUCUACAAAACUAAUUAUACUUGCUUAGCAAUAUCUGACAACUUUCUUGGGAUAAAAGAAAAAAGGGUGGCGGAGGAAAUGAUCGGCCAUGAUUUGAGGAUUUUAAAAGAUUGAUUCUUUAACCUUAUACUUGUUUGUGUAAUAAAGAUGUUGAUUUUGACAUCAUCAUCCUGGAGCUCAAAUGCUUGCAUCCUUCUUGUAGAAGAUUAUAUUUUGUUGUUUCCUUUGAAAUUGUUUACGCUUAUGCAAUAUGUAAUCAUGCAAGAGAUACCAUUUGACUGUUGUCAUCUGUGUUUGGCAAUGUGAGAUUAUUUUUA
Pistacia vera is the source of this 1100-nucleotide messenger RNA. Its product is annotated as acyl-acyl carrier protein thioesterase ATL3, chloroplastic-like. The transcript is spliced from 5 exons. Gene Ontology annotation, cellular component: chloroplast. The record is from RefSeq and is a predicted model, not a curated record. Bases 61 to 672 code for a protein of 203 amino acids. Gene Ontology annotation, molecular function: fatty acyl-[ACP] hydrolase activity. Lineage: Eukaryota; Viridiplantae; Streptophyta; Magnoliopsida; Sapindales; Anacardiaceae.